Aspergillus mulundensis is the source of this 1743-nucleotide messenger RNA. Its product is annotated as calcium-binding mitochondrial carrier protein. Bases 1 to 1743 code for a protein of 580 amino acids. Lineage: Eukaryota; Fungi; Ascomycota; Eurotiomycetes; Eurotiales; Aspergillaceae. The transcript has 8 exons. The record is from RefSeq and is a predicted model, not a curated record. Gene Ontology annotation, biological process: transmembrane transport. Gene Ontology annotation, molecular function: calcium ion binding; ATP transmembrane transporter activity.
AUGGCCGGCGGCGAGUCGAAAUCCGAAUGCGACGAAAGAGUUGCCAGGCUCUGGGCGCGUCUGGGCGCGGAAAAGAAGGAGCAUCUUGAUUACAAUGGGUUGAAAAAGGGUCUGAGGAGGAUCGAUCACCCUCUAAAGAAUGCUGACACUAUGCUGCGGAGCAUCUUCCGGUCGGUCGACUACAACGGGGAUGGGAUCAUAGAGUAUUCCGAAUUCCGGUCUUUCGUCGACCGUGCCGAACUGGAGCUAUGGCAGCUCUUCAAAAGCAUCGAUCGCAACAAUAACGGGGAAAUUGACAAAAGCGAGCUCAAGGCCGCGUUCUCGAAGGCGGGCGUCACUGUUUCCAACUCCAAACUCGAUGAGUUUUUCGCAGACGUGGAUACGAAUCAGGAUGGUGUUAUCACUUAUCCAGAGUGGAGGGACUUUCUUCUCUUUCUGUCCGGUUACUCUUCCUACGACCUGCACGCCGUUCUGUCAUACUACAGUGCCACGGGAAAUCUAAACCCGGAAGGAGAUGUCCACAUCAACGAUCUGCAGGGUUUAGGUACAGACCACUCGUUUCUUAGACGUUAUAUUUUGGCCAUCAGAACAUUUUUGCACAAUAUCUUCCCAGCGCACUCUUUGACAGCCCUCUUCCCGUCAGCCCAUGCGGAAGCUCCACAGUCCUCGUUCGCGAAUGAUACCUCCGGCUGUGACGGCGACCUAGAAUUGGAGUGGCUGCCCAUCCCCAGGACCGUCGCCAUGUGGAUGUCCUUUCGAUAUUAUGAACAGAAGUUGACCGAGAAUACUCCUCAACUAGGUUAUUUUAUUGCUGGUGGCAUCGCGGGCGCCGUAUCCAGGACAGCCACUGCGCCAUUGGACCGUCUGAAAGUCUAUCUCAUUGCGAAGACCGGAUCCCCAUCCCCCGCUGUCACUGCCGCCAAAGAUGGAGCUCCGCUCAAGGCCGCUGGGAGAGCUUCCAAGUCCCUGGUUGUUGCACUGAAAGAGCUAUGGAAGGCUGGGGGUAUCCGGAGUCUUUUUGCUGGCAACGGGUUGAAUGUUGUCAAGGUCAUGCCUGAGUCGGCCAUAAAAUUUGGAGCCUAUGAGUCCGCGAAACGGGCUUUCGCUCGCCUCGAGGGUCACAAUGAUCCCAAGCGCCUCAAACCCACUUCACAGUUUUUGUCUGGCGGAUGUGGUGGAAUGGUUGCUCAGUGCUUUGUUUAUCCUCUUGAUACUUUGAAGUUCCGAAUGCAAUGUGAAGUCGUCGAAGGUGGCUUAAAAGGCAAUCAACUCAUAGCGGCGACAGCCCGAAAAGUGUGGAACAAGAACGGCAUUUUCGGCUUCUUUCGUGGUUUGCCGCUUGGCCUGGUUGGAAUGUUUCCUUAUGCCGCCAUUGAUCUGUCGACCUUUGAGUACCUAAAACGCACCCUCCUUGCUCGGAAAGCUCGUCAACACGGCUGCCACGAGGACGACGUUCCUCUCUCCAACUUCACCACAGGUGCCAUUGGCGCUAUUAGCGGAGGUCUUAGCGCGUCGGUUGUCUAUCCCUUGAAUGUUCUUCGAACGCGGAUGCAGGCACAAGGCACCGUCCUACACCCCACAACCUACGACAGCGUCAUGGACGUUGCCCGCAAAACCGUUCAAGCUGAAGGCCUCCGCGGAUUCUACAAGGGGCUCACGCCGAAUAUGCUCAAGGUCGCCCCCGCAGUGUCUAUCAGCUACAUUGUCUACGAGAACUCAAAACGGAUGCUUGGGCUUAAGUAG